Epithele typhae is the source of this 1266-nucleotide messenger RNA. RefSeq names its product acid protease. Gene Ontology annotation, molecular function: aspartic-type endopeptidase activity. NCBI's taxonomy places the organism in Eukaryota, Fungi, Basidiomycota, Agaricomycetes, Polyporales, Epitheliaceae. The transcript has 4 exons. The record is from RefSeq and is a predicted model, not a curated record. Bases 1 to 1266 code for a protein of 421 amino acids. Gene Ontology annotation, biological process: proteolysis.
AUGUUCUCCAAGGCUGCUAUGAUCACCGUUACGCUCGCCCUCAUGGCGUCCGCCUCUCCCGUCGCGCCAAAGCCCCGCGGGGUCGCUAUCCCCAUCGCCAAACGCUCCUCGCUGGCCAAUGCCGACGGCACUUUUAACGCCGACAAGAUUUUGAAGCACACCAUGAAGACAGUCAACAAGCACCGUGCGAACCUAAUCAAUUUGGAGAAGAACGCUGGCACCCAGGCGUUCCGCAAGGGCGCUUCGAUCAAGCCCCUCGCGACGCUUCCCGAGCACCUCCAGAAGCGCCAGAGCGAGUCCCUCACCGACGAGGAGAACGACGCCGAAUGGGCGGGCACGGUCUCCAUCGGCACCCCUGCUCAGGACUUCCUCAUUGACUUCGACACCGGCUCAUCCGACCUCUGGGUCCCCUCUUCGUCCUGCACCUCUUCUGUCUGCUCCUCCAAACAGAAGUACGACGCGUCCGCCUCGUCGACGAGCUCCUCCAAGAGCGGCUCGUUUUCAAUCCAGUACGGCGAUGGGUCCACCGUUUCCGGACCCAUCAACACCGACACCGUUUCGGUAGCUGGCAUCUCCGUCGAUAACCAGUACAUGUCCGCGGUGACCACGCUCUCGAGCAGCUUUUCCAACGACCCGAUCGACGGGUUGCUCGGUCUCGCCUUCCCCGCAAUCUCGAACCUCGGCCAGAACCCCUUCUUCAACACCGCGAUCGAGCAGAAGGCGGUCAGCGCCGGCGAGUUUGGCUUCAAGCUCGCCUCCUCCGGCUCCGAGCUCUACCUUGGCGGCACCAACAACGCCCUCUACUCCGGCUCGAUCGAGUACCACGACGUCGACUCCUCCCAGGGUUUCUGGCAGCUCAGUGGCGCGUCCGCGCUGGUGGGCGGCAACGCGGCGGUCGACAACUUCGAGACGAUCAUCGACUCUGGCACCACCCUCAUGUACGGGCCCCCGUCGGCGGUCCAGACGUUCUACGCCGCGAUCAGCGGCUCGGGCGAGUACGACUCCUCGCAGGGCGAAUACUACUACCCCUGCGACUCGCCCCCGAACGUUGCGUUCAGUUGGGGUGGCCAGGACUGGACCAUCACCGACGCCAACUUCAACCUCGGAGAGACGGAGAGCGGUUCCGGCAAGUGCAUCGGCGCGCUCCUCGGCCAGGACAUCGGCCUCGGGGACAACGUCUGGCUGCUCGGCGACUCGUUCAUGAAGAACGUUUACACCGCAUUCUCGUUCGACAAGACCGCCGUCGGCUUCGCCACGCUUUCAUGA